Molecule: messenger RNA, 4046 nt
Organism: Vollenhovia emeryi
Lineage: Eukaryota; Metazoa; Arthropoda; Insecta; Hymenoptera; Formicidae
Exons: 7
Coding region: 85-3489 (1134 amino acids)
Source: RefSeq, a predicted model, not a curated record
GAUGUCCGCGGGACUCGUCGGAUCGGGGAGUCGAGCGAGGUAAUCAGCUGAGUCUGCGACUCGCGGGGUUCGCCGGUCCCGUGCAUGCUCGGACUUUCAGCUUGUCUCAUAUCCCCUUGUAUCUUCUUUUAUAAGCGACCUUGCGAGGUCGUGAACGGCCGGCGGCACGGAGCCGAGGUGAGGAUGUGCGACCUGAUAGACCUCGACAGUCCGGACGUGAGGGGCGCGCUGGAAGCGGCGAGGCUCGCGUCGCCGCUGAUCCCGGCGCCGGGGAGCGUCGAGCGCGGCGCGGAGCCGGCGACGGGGAGGCGCGAGAGCGACGGCAACAACCCGUUCGACCGAGUGCUGCACGAGACCGCCGAGUACGUGAGCAAGAGGGGCGAUCCCUUCGAGGUGAUGCUGCAACGUGCCCUGAGGCCCAAGGACUGGAGGGGCGCGCAGUCGCCCGCGAGAUUCACGGACGACUUCACGCCGAGGCGCAAGAAGGCGUACCUGAAGACGCGGAACAAGACGCUGGACGUGCUGGACGAGUCGUUGCUCGGAAACGGAUUCGGCCUGUUCGCCGGGGACGACAGGAGGGCGGAGGCCAAGGCGGUGAGCGUCGACGCCGACGUCCGCGGCAGCAAUGCGGCGCACGACACGUUCGUCGUCAAGCGGGAGCCCAAGGUCGCCGAACCGGACGCGCUCGAGCUGUCCAUCUUAAAUCAAUCCGCGAUGAACGACACGCUGCUGGAGGUGCUGCCCAAGUUGAGCGAGAGCGACGAGGCGGCGCCUCUCCCAGAGAGAGGCGCGUCGUUGGAAGAACCCGCCUUCCCCGUAAACGUCACACUGCUCAAGCCACCGAACGUUCAGCGCUCGUUGUCGCAGGGGACUGGAGGCUCGCCGACGGAGCCGCCGUGCCCGAACAGGAGGACGCAGUCCGUGGCGGACGGCCGGCGGAAAGCCAGCGACGACUGCAGCGCCGCGUCGUCUUUCCUGGACAGGGGCUUCUUGGAGAGCAAACUGAGCGAGCGGUCUGCGUUCUCCAGCUUGUCCAACGUCUCGUCCAUAACGAGACCGACCUCUGCCUCGCUGUCGUCGGUGCUGUCGUACGAUCCCAUCAAUCACGCGUUCUUGGACAGCGGCUCGUUGAGGACGAGCCGGGAGAGGAUGAGCGCGACCGAGAGCUCGGUGGACACGAAGCGGCCGGGGCAGUGCGACUUGGCGGACCUGACGGAGAGGCUCGACAAAGUGAAACGCGCGAUGAAUUAUGCGGCCGACGUCUCGAGCGCAGCGAGGACCGGCUCCAAUUCCGCGAGAGGGGACGACAACGACCGGAGCGCGGAUGAUAAAUUGAUAGACGUCGAUGUAUUCGUGCCGGAACAAAAUAAGGAAUUCAACAGGAGCUCCUCGUCCUCCACUUGCUCCUCGGACUCUGUAUUCGCUGUGAGAUAUUUAAUACGAUUGUUGAAUUACCUUGCUAGGAGUUUGCCUGAUUUUAAUCGCGCAAUACUUGAAUUGUUGCAGAAUACGAGUAAAGUCGAGAAGUCGAUACUGAAGGAGGCCAAGGUGCUCGCAAAGACCUUUGAGGAAUUGGCAUUGAAAACGGACUCCGGAUCCAGUAUAGAUGAUUUUAUCUCGAACAACACCCUGUGGAUGUCGGAGCUAUUGCCGGCGUUUGAGGACGAGCCUGUGGUAAACGACUUGAUUGAGUUGCCUGUGUCGCCAGGAGGAAACUCGAAAGAUGUCGGGAGCAAUGGUGAGAAGGAAUCUCCCGCAAGCGUUGGCAGCACGGAAGAAAAUCUAUGGAAGAUAUUGGAAUCGUCGUUCACCGGAGUUACCGCUGUAAAACAAGACGUACCCUCGUUGUUGUCAGAUCUCAGGAAAUUAAUUAAGACAGAAAGUAAUCCGGAAGCUAAAAAGUUACUUGAUAAUUUGGAGAACAUGUUGGAUAUUAAAUACAAGGAUAAUACGGAGCUAUUGGCGACCUAUUUAAAUGCAUCGGACGAGUCGCCAAGUCCUCGGAAAGAGCCUUCGGACAGCGCCGAUAAAUCAAUUAUAAAUAAAAGCGAGGGCGGUAAAGAAUCGUCUCGAGAGAAGCUCUGUAAAACUGGAGAGCUGCCAGACGUAAAUUAUACAUCGGUAGACACGUCGCGAGACAAUGUCAGCAGUGAAAAAUUGUCUGCUACGUCUUCCUCGUGCAAAGGCGACAACGAGGAUCGCGCGAGUACUGCAAAUUCGUCUGAGGAGAGGGACAGUCUGAUAGAUAAAAAGAUAGCGGUAGAGUUGUUGAUAAAUCUCCAAAAAUUGUUGAGCGGUCAAGCUGAGGAUGACACGACAAUACAGUUACUUAAAAAUAUAGGGAAGGCGUUAAAUGUCGCGGUAAAUAAUAACGUUACGACUAAAACGCCGGCCAGUUGCACUAGAGAGCAAAUUGCUCGACCGACCGUACCUGCGAGAGCCUCGGGUUCUGGUUGCAACGCGCAUUCGUCCGAGCUCUCGGUAAAAGUAGCGCACAGACGAAGCUUGGAGUCAAAGUCAAAACCGUUCGAGAAGCCAGUUAGAAGAAGCGUAUCCGCAAUCGAGCCGCCCAGGGGUGCGUCAAACGCGCGAAUACCCAGAUGUAGGGACGCGCCCAAGUUGACGGACCGCCAGAAGCGUUUUUCCAGCGACCCCGGAUUCGUUAGCAAUCUAUCGAAUAAAAAACUUGCGAUUCCAGAAGCGCGCAACGCAAGAAAAGCGGAAGGCGGACCUGAUAGCAAGAAGGAGAAAUCCAUCGCUAUGAGCGAUGUUAAAAGUUUGCUGAAGAAACGGACGGACGCGGUCAGUAAAAGAGGUCCUAUGAAAGCGGUGCAUCCUGUGGACAAUAUGCAAAAGAAGAGAGCAUCGCUCGGGAGGCAGACCCAGUUUUCUCAAAUCACCACGCCACCAAAAUCAAACAAAGCCACUCCACUGGGUAAUAAGCUAACCAGCAGCACCCCGAUUUCGGACAGUAAUUACACGCGUGAGAAAUCCGCCAAGUCCAAGCCGAUAGCCUCGUCAACGCCGGACGGCCAGAAGAGCAAGAGCGCACCGUUGACGUCUGCUAAUAAAAAACGUAACCUUUCCUGCGAUAUCUCGCCAGUGACUACGCAUGUAAACACGAGCGGCAGCGACGAGCGGAAAGACAGUCCUAAAAGACUGUCCAAGCUGCCGACCCCGAAGAAGUGUACAACGCCCACGCGUCGGCAAAGCGAUGCACUCGGCGUUCCGAAAUUCCUGACGCCGCCGCCGAGACAUCAUUCGUCCGCCAACACGAAUAACCUCAGGUCUCCGAAACGCUUGAACAGGAGCUUAAUCAAUUUCCAACGAUACUCGCCUGUGAGCGAGAAAGGGAACGACGGGAGGACGAGGCAGAGUCCGCUGAGGGACACCAACAGAAUCACUGCGAAAGUCAAGCCGCUUAACUUGAUUUCGAAAAUUAAGCGACACAGCGUCGGUGACUUCGAGAAGGAGAACAGUUACGUGUAAGGGAGAAGAAGAGGAAACGGGAAUUAGAAUGAAUCAUGCGUCGGAGAUUGCCUGCAGUAAAAUCGUCGUGCGAGACGCGGUUGUCCUUUUACUUUUGUGAUAUUUGUAUGUUUUAUAAUAAAAUAUGCGGCGUGAAAGUGUGCGAUUCGGCCGUUCGCGAAUCCCGAAGCUCGAUCUACGGUGUGCUCUUUUACAUCUGGACUUGUAUUUUAUACAAGCGGAUCGAAACGCGUGAAAAAUUUAUCGACGGUGCGCGAUGGCACACGGUACGGUUUAUCGAUCUGCACACAUUUUUUUUAAGUAUCGGCUAUAAAGUGGAAUUUCUAAACGCGAAGAGUACAGUGUAGAUCGGGGCUUGAAUCUCGUCAGAGCGUCAUACACACGCAUGUGUAUCCUUGGAAUUCACCUACACGGCUUUACAAAACGGCUCGAGUUGAUCUAAAGCGACGCGAUAACGAAGUCCGAGAUUUGUGAACGGGCCGACGAGAGAUUCGGAGAACGGCGAAUCGCACGUGAAGGCUUGGGGCUAAGAGUCCGAUGAUUUUUCAAAUUUUAAA